Messenger RNA from Thamnophis sirtalis, 4038 nucleotides. NCBI's taxonomy places the organism in Eukaryota, Metazoa, Chordata, Lepidosauria, Squamata, Natricidae. The record is from RefSeq and is a predicted model, not a curated record.
AUGGAGCGCAUUUACGGCACUACAUGGCAUGCCUUUUCAACAUGGUGCAGCUCCAGGGGCCACGAUCUGGUUCGAGCCAUAAUUCUGCAGGUUCUGGACUUCCUUCAGGUGGGCCUGGACAGAGGGUUAGCUCCCAAUAAGAUUAGGAGACAGAUCUUGGCCAUCUCAUCGGUACUUCUGUGUGAUAGGUCUCAGACCUUGACUCACCACCUUAUGGUCAGGCGAUUCUUCAAGGGGGCAUCCAAUCUUAAGCCACAUACGGUACACAGGUACCCCUCCUGGGACUUGCAUAAGGUGUUGGACGCUCUGACAGGCUCUCCUUUCGAACCCUUGCGAACUGUGUCUCUUAAGUUUUUAACUCUUAAAGUGGCCUUUCUGGUGGCCAUCACCUCAGCCAGGCGGAUAUGCGAACUACAGGCUCUAUCGGCCAGGGAGGAUUUCUGUGUGUUCCACCAGGACAGGGUGGUACUAAGUUUAUGUAUGGAGUGGGGAGAGGCGGCAGUUCGCUGCCUGCCCAGUUCCCUUGUAGCUCGUUGCCUCGAUCUGAUAUUUGAAUUGUCCUUGGUCGCUGCUAGCUCUAAAGUUUUCUGGCUGCAGGCUAUUGCAGCCUUGCAAGCUAAGGCCACUACUCACAUGGGAGAGGUAGCUUCCAAGGACAGUUCGGCUGUAGGCCUUGACACUACUGAGCGCCUCUAUGCUGAACCAGUCUCCUUGCAGGAGGUGAUUCCUUCACCAAAGCUCUUCAUGGAUCUCAUUCAGAAACAAAGACGGUUCAUCAGGUGCCCCAUACCCAGGUGCUCAGUAAAGCAGCGCCUCAUGGACACCGAGAUACAUCAUCUCAUCUCCAUCAAUGCAAUAGAACAGGUUCCCAAAGGGCAGGAAGGUCUAGGAUUUUACGCCAUUCUAUUUCUGGUACCCAAAAACUCAGUAGGAUGGCGAGCCAUUCUGGAUCUAAAAAGACUCAAUUGGUACAUCAAGUAUCAGAGGUUCAAAAUGCAGUCGUUAAAGAGCAUCCUGUCAUCCAUCCGCCAAGGCGACUUGAUGACAUCAGUCGACAUCAAGGAGGCGUACCUCCAUGUGCCCAUUCAUCCGGCUCAUCGGCGGUUCCUGCGUUUGCACUUUGCGGGCCGUCAUUUCCAGUACCAGGCCUUGCCUUUCAGCCCUUCAUCGGUGCCCCGCACCUUCACCAAGCUCCUGGCGGAAGUGGCGGCCUCUCUUCGUUCGGUUCCGGUGAGGGUGAAUUGCUAUUUAGAUGACAUCUUGGUCCUGUCACCAUCCCGGGACAAGGCCCUAUGGGAUCUUCAAGUAACGAUGGACUCCCUGCGGGGGCACGGGUUCAUGCUGAAUCUUCCCAAGAGCCAUCUGCAGCCAACUACAUCGCUGCUUCACUUAGGGACCAUCAUCAAUUCCGCCACUUGUGAAGUUUUCCUGUCCCUGGAGAGGUGUCAGAGCAUCCAGCGGCUGGCAUCUCAAGUGUCAGCCUUGCGUCUUGUGCCCCUGGCUUUACUCUCUCAGCUGUUAGGGAAGAUGAUUUCUUGCAUCGACAUCGUUCCCUGGGCCAGGUUUCACGCACGACCACUCCAAUGGUUCUUGCUUCCUUAUCAGAGAUCUCACACCAGUCAUUCUCAGCUCAAGUUCCACCCGUUUCUCAAGAAGAAUGAACUGUGCAAUCUUUCCCUGUUGAAACUAUAUUUGGAUGAAAAUGGAGAUGUAACUGCAGAUCUGAACCUCAUAAGUUGGGUAGUUCUCCCCAGGGUGAAUCCUAUCCAAGAGCAACUGGGGAGCUUUGAAAGACAGAGACUUAUUAUCAACCAAGAUCAUCUGUUGCAGCUAAAGUUGCUAAAUAUUGGCUAUAAUAGCCGUGACAACUAUUUGAACACACUUGGCACUUCAGAUGCCUUGUUGGACAUGCUGUCAACUGGAGAAGCCAAUGUUCCCAACUACAGCUGUGGAAAGAAGGACAACCUUUUGGUUUUUCUUGAUGCAGCCUACAGGGACAUCUCCAUCCAGAUGUCAACAUCAAUAGGCACCUACAAAGUCCCACAGAUCAGUUAUGCAACUGCUUCAGUGGCUCUUAGUGAUAAAAGGGAAUUCCCAUUUUUCCACCGGAUGAUCCCCAAAGAAGGGAUCCAGUACCCAGGAAUUGUACAACUGCUCACCCAUUUUGGUUGGAUCUUGAUUGGUCUAUUUGCUUCAGACACAGAAGAGGGAGAGAAUUUUAUGAGGACUUUUACUCCUAUGCUUUUCCAUACCUUUCUGAAGAAGAAUGAGUUUUGCAAUUUUUCCCAGUUUCAACUGUACUUGGACCACAAUGGAGAUGUAGCAGCAGAUCUGGACAUUUUGAGUUUGUUGGUUUUCUCCAAGAAGGAUUCCAUAAAAGAACACCUGGGGAGUUUUGAAAGACAGGGACUUAUUAUCAACCAAAAUGCUCUUUCACGGCUGAAGUUGCUCAACAAGACUCUUCCUCAGUCCAAAUGUGUGGAAAAAUGUCAUCCUGGAUUUGUCAAGCAGGCUCGAGAAGGAGAGCCAGUUUGCUGCUGUGAUUGUGUUCCUUGUCCAGAGGGGACCAUCUCUACUCAGGAAGAUACUGAAAAAUGUACCAAGUGCCCAGAUGAUCAAUAUCCAAAGAAGAGAAUCCAAUGUAUCCCAAAAGUUAUAACCUUCCUCACUUAUGAAGAACAUCUGGGCAUCAUUCUGGUCUCUUUCGCCACACUUUUGUUCCUAUCCACAGGCCUUGUUUUAAUCAUAUUCAUUCAAUACCGAGAAUCUCCCAUUGUCAAAGCCAACAACCGGGACAUCUCCUACAUCCUCAUUGUCUCCCUCUUGUUCUGUUCUUUGUCUGCCUUUCUUUUCAUUGGACAACCAAGAAAAGCCACCUGCUUUCUCCAACAAACAGUGUUCAGCAUUGUCUUCUCAGUAGCUGUGUCUUCUGUUUUGGCCAAAACAAUCACAGUGGUGCUGGCAUUUCUGGCCACAAAACCAGGAAACCGAGUUAAGAGAUGGUUGGGGAAAAGCUUGGCCAACUCCAUCAUACUUUCUUGUUCUGCUUCAAGAAUGCUACGCUUCAUUUUCGCUAUUCAAGUAGUCAAUAACAAUCAUCAGAUUCUGCACAAUCUCACACUUGGCUACAAUUGCCGUGACAACUAUUCGAACACACUUGGCACUUCAGAUGCCUUGUUGGACAUGCUGUCAACUGGAGAAGCCAAUGUUCCCAACUACAGUUGUGGAAAGAAGGACAACCUUUUGGCUCUUCUUGAUGCAGCUUACAGGGACAUCUCCAUCCAGAUGUCAAAAUCAAUAGCCACCUACAAAGUCCCACAGUUCCAUACCUUCCUGAAGAAGAAUGAAUUUUGCAAUUUUUCCCAGUUUCAACUGUACUUGGACCAAAAUGGAGAUGUAGCAACAGAUCUGGACAUUUUGAGUUGGUUGGUUUUCUCCAAAAAGGAUUCCAUCAAAGAACACCUGGGGAGUUUUGAAAGACAGAGUCUUAUUAUCAACCAAAAUGCUUCUUCACGGCUGAAGUUGCUCAACAAGGACCUUAUCUUAUUUUGUGAAAGAGACUCAAAACCAAAUUUACCGUUUGAUCAGUCAAGAUUGCUAAAUUUCAUUUUCGCUACUCAAGUAGUCAAUAAGAAUCAUCAGAUUCUGCACAAUCUCACACUUGGCUACAAUUGCCGUGACAACUAUUCGAACACACUUGGCACUUCAGAUGCCUUGUUGGACAUGCUGUCAACUGGAGAAGCCAAUGUUCCCAACUACAGUUGUGGAAAGAAGGACAACCUUUUGGCUCUUCUUGAUGCAGCUUACAGGGACAUCUCCAUCCAGAUGUCAACAUCAAUCGGCACCUACAAAGUCCCACAGGCCUUAGCCCAACUUCAGGUUGUGUGCCAGUUACACCACUUCCUGGACAGGGAGGACCUCCACUCAGUGACUCAUGCCCUGGUCAUCUUCCAAUUGGACUAUUGCAACAUGCUCUAUAUGGAGCUACUAUUGAAAAGUAUCUGGAGGCUUCUCCUGGUGGAGAGUGCAGCCUUGUGA